AUGAAGUCCCGCUGCGACGCUAUUAUACGCGAUAUAAUAACCGGAAACUCUGGUCCCGACUUCCUCAAGAACAGCACACCGGUUGCCCAUCUCAGAGGGAUCAUCGAGACACCACAAGGCGACUCGAAGAAGCGGAGCGCCAGCGAUAUAGUCUCGGAAGCCAUAUACGGGUUCAACUACCCCAACAACUUCUCCCACGUCGGAAUGCACGCCGUUGUGCCCCCAAUAAAGUGCUUCAAUCUUUUCAAAAGCCCGUUUUUCUACCCGCUUUCAAAGGUACUAUCGGACCUCGAGCACCUAUCCCAGGUGAAGACGUAUACAGCGGACGAGGCAAAACAGCUUUACGAGAAGGAUAUCAUUAUGGAGGACAUCCUGGACAUAGACGCUACCUUCAGAGUACAAUAUGGUCUCUGA
Babesia ovata is the source of this 414-nucleotide messenger RNA. RefSeq lists its product as uncharacterized. Lineage: Eukaryota; Apicomplexa; Aconoidasida; Piroplasmida; Babesiidae. The transcript is spliced from 2 exons. The record is from RefSeq and is a predicted model, not a curated record. Bases 1 to 414 code for a protein of 137 amino acids.